This is a messenger RNA of Mercurialis annua (annual mercury), 793 nucleotides long. RefSeq names its product mavicyanin. The transcript has 2 exons. Gene Ontology annotation, molecular function: electron transfer activity. The record is from RefSeq and is a predicted model, not a curated record. Gene Ontology annotation, cellular component: plasma membrane. Bases 129 to 707 code for a protein of 192 amino acids. NCBI's taxonomy places the organism in Eukaryota, Viridiplantae, Streptophyta, Magnoliopsida, Malpighiales, Euphorbiaceae.
AUUUAUAAACGCUUCAAGCACAGACAAAAAAAGGACCCUCUCUACCUCUAAAAAUCUCCUUCUAUUAGCACAAAAUCAAACCCUAAAAGGAUUUUAAAUAAUACAUUAGGGCUCGCAGCUAGCUAGCCAUGGCCUUAGAAAAGUUAGCCAUGGCUAUGGUAAUGGUUACAGUAAUGGCGCUGGUUGAAGCUAUUGAUGGAAGUGUACACAUGGUUGGAGACUCUGCUGGUUGGACCUCCAUUAAUGCUGUUGUUGAUUAUAAACAGUGGUCUGCUACUAAAACUUUCAAAGUUGGUGACAUUAUUGUAUUCAAGUACAAUAAUCAAUUCCACAACGUGAUGAGAGUUACGCAUGCAAUGUACAAGACUUGCAACGUAUCAGCUCCGUUAGCAACUUACACCACCGGCAACGAUUCCAUCACCAUCAAAACGCGCGGCCACCACUUCUUCUUUUGCGGUGUUCCCGGACAUUGCCAAGCCGGCCAGAAGUUAGACAUUAAUGUCCCUCGCAUUGAUCAACAACCGUCGCCGACGCCGUCUGCUUCAGCUUCUCCGACGACUUCUGUAUCGGAAGCGGCCUCUCCUCCGGUUCCGGCUGCAAGAGUUCCAGGCCCUUCACUUAAUUCUGCCGUCUCUUUUAAGGCCGUCAAUGGGCAUUUUGGUAAAAUUGCUUUGGCAAUUAUUUUUGGGUUUAUUUUUCUUGCUUAAUAAUUUAAUUGCUACAUAGUUUUGGGUUAUUGAUUGUUGUUGAAACUUUCUAAGAAUUAUGUAAUGAUGUUAUAGGGUUUUUGACA